UCCAGUCUUGGCAAAUAUAUCAUUAUGGCAGCAGAUUCUAUGGAAAUCGAUGAUGCUCUGUACAGCCGACAGAGGUACGUUCUUGGAGAUACAGCUAUGCAGAAGAUGGCCCGGUCCCACGUGUUCUUGAGCGGAAUGGGUGGACUUGGAGUGGAGAUCGCUAAGAACAUAGUUCUUGCAGGAAUAAAGGCUCUUGCUGUCCACGAUACCCAGCAAUGCAGGGCAUGGGAUUUAGGAACAAAUUUCUUUGUUCGUGAAGACGAUGUUUUAAAUCACAGAAACAGAGCGGAGGCGGUGCUUCCUCACGUUGCAGAGCUGAACCCGUACGUCCAGGUGAUGUCAUCGACGGUCCCACUAAAUGAAAUGACGGAUCUGUCUUUCCUCAGACAGUACCAGUGUGUCAUAGUAACCGAGAUGAAGCUGUCUCUGCAGAAGAAGAUUAAUGACUUUUGCCAUGCACAGCAUCCACCUAUUAAGUUCAUAAGUGCUGACGUCUAUGGCAUAUGGGCACGCCUGUUUUGUGACUUCGGAGAAGAAUUUGAAGUCCUGGACACCACAGGAGAGGAACCAAAAGAAAUAUUCAUUUCAAACAUAACACAGUCCAAUCCUGGUAUCGUCACUUGCUUGGAUAAUAAUCCGCAUAAACUUGAAACUGGACAGUAUGUAACUUUUCGAGAAAUUAAUGGCAUGUCGUGUUUAAAUGGAUCUAUGCAUCAGAUAACUGUGGUAUCACCUUAUUCUUUUAGUAUUGGAAACACUACAGAUAUGGAACCUUACUUACACGGCGGCAUAGCUGUCCAAGUAAAGACGCCUAAAACAUUUCAUUUCGAACGACUGGGGAAGCAGUUGAUUAAUCCAACAUGCCUUGUGGCAGAUUUCAGCAAACCUGAGUCCCCUCUGCAGAUUCACGUUGCCAUGCUGGCCUUGGAUCAAUUCCAGGAGAGUUUUGCUCGCAUGCCAAACAUUGGGUGCCUUCAGGAUUCUGAGGAGAUGCUGAAGAUAGCAACAUCCUUAAGGGAAAAACUGGAAAGCAAACCUCAAGUUAAUGAAGACGUUGUGAAAUGGCUAUCAAAAACAGCCCGGGGAUCUUUGGCACCUCUCACCGCGGCCCUUGGUGGUAUUGCCAGUCAGGAAGUCUUGAAAGCUGUGACAGGAAAGUUUUCUCCGCUGCAGCAGUGGCUGUAUCUCGACGCCUUAGAAUUGGUCUCAUCUCUAGAAAAGGCCAGUCGUGAAGAAUUCCUUCCAAGAGGAGACAGAUACGACGCCUUGAGGGCCUGUAUUGGGGAGACCUUGAGACACAAGCUUCACAAUCUGAAUGUAUUCUUAGUUGGUUGUGGCGCAAUAGGCUGUGAAAUGUUAAAAAAUUUUGCACUCCUUGGUGUCGGCACUGGCUGGGAACGUGGGAUGGUUACAGUUACAGACCCGGACUUAAUAGAAAAAUCCAACCUAAAUAGGCAGUUUCUCUUUCGGCGACAUCACAUAGAGAAGCCCAAAAGUUGUACUGCAGCAGCAGCAACAGUGCGCAUUAAUGGUCAGAUGAAGAUAGAGCCACAUCUUAACAAAGUGUGCCCUGCUACUGAGAAUAUAUACAAUGAUGACUUUUACACCAAACAAGAUGUAGUGGUUACUGCACUAGACAAUGUGGAAGCAAGAAGAUACGUUGACAGUCGCUGCCUAGCAAACCUGUGUCCUCUCUUAGAUUCGGGAACCAUGGGGACUAAAGGGCAUACCGAAAUCAUUGUGCCUCAGUUGACGGAAUCCUACAACAGUCAUCGAGACCCACCAGAAGAAGAGAUCCCGUUUUGUACUCUGAAGUCUUUCCCAGCAGCCACUGAACACACGAUCCAGUGGGCAAGAGACAAGUUUGAAAGUGCUUUUUCACACAAGCCUUCGCUGUUUAACAAGUUCUGGCAAACGUAUCAAUCCGCAGAAGAGGUGUUACAGAGAAUAAAGUCUGGAGAGAGUUUGGAAGGGUCUUUUCAAGUGAUCAAAUGCCUCAGCAGAAGACCAAGAAACUGGCAGCAGUGUGUUCAAUUAGCAAGAUUAAAAUUUGAGAAGUAUUUUAAUCAUAAGGCCCUCCAGUUACUUCACUCAUUUCCCCUUGAUACCCGAUUAAAAGAUGGCAGUCUGUUUUGGCAGUCACCGAAGAGGCCGCCUUUUCCAAUACGAUUUGAUUUCAAUGACACCUUGCACUUCAGCUUCAUAGUGAGCACAGCAAAGCUAUUUGCAACAAUUUACUGUAUUCCGUUUACAGAAAAGGACAUGUCAGAAGAAACCAUUUUUAAAAUAAUUUCUGGGGUGAAGAUUCAAGAGUUCCGACCUUCUAACAAAGUGGUGCAAACGGAUGAAACGCUAAGGAAGCCGGAUCCUAUCCCAGUAAGCAGUGAGGAUGAGAGGAAUGCUGUCCUUCAGCUGGAGAACGCCAUCUUGGCCAGCCAAGCUGCCAGGAGUGAUCUGCAAAUGAAAGAACUUGCCUUUGAAAAGGACGACGACAGUAACGGGCACAUAGAUUUUAUAACAGCUGCGUCUAAUCUGCGAGCCAGAAUGUAUAACAUCGAACCAGCAGACCGGCUGAAAACAAAGCAGAUCGCUGGGAAGAUCAUCCCCGCCAUCGCGACUUCUACAGCUGCUGUCGCUGGCCUGGUUGCUUUGGAAUUGAUCAAAGUUGUGGGUGGUUAUCCUUUCCAAGCGUAUAAGAACUGUUUUUUCAACUUGGCCAUUCCAGUAAUUGUCUUUACAGAAACUGCGGAAGUGAGAAAAACCACCAUAAGAAAUGGGAUAUCAUUUACAAUCUGGGACAGAUGGACAAUUUACGGAAAAGACGAUUUCACACUCUUGGAUUUCAUAAAUGCCGUCAAAGAGAAAUACGGGAUUGAGCCAACCAUGGUGGUUCAGGGGGUCAAAAUGCUGUAUGUCCCUGUAAUGCCUGGGCACGUAAAGAGAUUGAAGCUGACGAUGCAAAAACUUAUGAAACCAUCCGUGGAUAAGAAGUACGUGGACCUCACUGUGUCCUUUGCUCCAGAAACAGACGGUGAAGAAGACUUGCCGGGCCCCCCCGUUAGAUACUAUUUUGCCCAUGAAGACAACUGA
This is a messenger RNA of Euleptes europaea (tarantolino), 3090 nucleotides long. It is a transcript of the gene UBA6, whose product is annotated as ubiquitin like modifier activating enzyme 6. Lineage: Eukaryota; Metazoa; Chordata; Lepidosauria; Squamata; Sphaerodactylidae. Gene Ontology annotation, biological process: protein sumoylation. The coding region runs from base 25 to 3090 and encodes 1021 amino acids. Gene Ontology annotation, molecular function: SUMO activating enzyme activity. Gene Ontology annotation, cellular component: cytoplasm; SUMO activating enzyme complex. The record is from RefSeq and is a predicted model, not a curated record. The transcript is spliced from 32 exons.